Messenger RNA from Diabrotica balteata, 1201 nucleotides. NCBI's taxonomy places the organism in Eukaryota, Metazoa, Arthropoda, Insecta, Coleoptera, Chrysomelidae. The record is from the annotation of a GenBank genome assembly.
AAAGAAUUCAAUAUUGCAAGCAAUUUUCAAUAAAAACAGAAUUAGUAAUCAUUAUUAGAAGCUUACUAACUUGCAUAAACAUGUAUGUUUGUAAUUAAUAAAUAGCUGUAUUCUAAGAAGUAUACCACAUUAAAUUUAAAUAUAACAAUAUGGAAAAUUUUGAAGUUUGUGGGGAUCAGAAAAAUAAUGAGGCCGUAACAAUAUCCAAUGAAUGUGACAAAUAUGAAGAUGUCAAUAAUUAUAGUUUAAUACGAAAACUGGGCCACGGAAAAUAUAGCAUUGUUUUCGAAGGUCACCACGAAAAUAACGAUGAAAAAGUUGUAAUCAAGGUUCUAAAACCCGUCAGAAAAAGCAAAAUUGAACGAGAAAUUAAAAUUUUAGAAUGUUUAAAAGGUGGUACCAAUAUUAUAAGAUUGCUAUCUGUAGUAAAUAUCCCAACUACAGCUUUGGUAUUUGAAAAGUUAAAUCGUAAUAAAGAUUUUAAAUCUGUUUAUUUGAAAUUUACGGAGCCGGAGACAAGAUAUUAUCUGUAUGAAGUUUUAAAAGCUUUAGACUAUUGUCACAGUAAAGGAAUAAUGCACAGAGAUGUAAAGCCUCAUAACAUAAUUAUAGAUCAAGCCAGUAAUAAAAUUAAGUUGAUUGAUUGGGGAUUAGCAGAGUUCUUCAGUCCAGGACAGGAAUAUAAUGUUAGAGUGGCUUCCAGAUAUUUUAAAGGACCAGAGUUACUGGUUGAUUAUGGAUAUUACGAUUAUUCUUUGGAUAUGUGGUCUCUUGGUUGUAUGUUUGCAGCAAUGCUAUUUCGCAAGGAACCUUUUUUCUAUGGAAUGGAUAAUUUAGACCAACUAGCUAGAAUCGUGAAAGUUUUGGGGACACGUGAACUUGUUGAAUAUCUUAACAAAUACAAAAUUAUCUUUGACCAAGCAAGUCUAAAGGUAAUUGGUAGUCAUACCAGAAAAUCUUGGCAGAAAUUUGUUAACACCGAACAUGAAUAUAUGUUAAAUGAACAAUCUGUAAAUUUAUUGGAAAGUUUGUUAAAAAUUGAUCACGCGAAGAGAAUAACUGCAAGAGAAGCAUUAAGCCACAAGUAUUUUACACACAUAAGAAAAAAUACUUUAAACAAAACUACCUUUUAAUAAAAAUGCAUUAAUUUACAAAUAAAUAUUCAUACAUAAAUAAUUAUUUUUGAACAGUUUUAGUUUAC